AUGGCGACGGCCGAGCAUGCAAUUACGGUCAAUGAAGCGAUGGAGUUGCCCGUCCUCCCGCCUAACCAGGGGGUUGAGGCUAUGAAGGAUAUCGUCUUCGGAUCGUCCGCCGGAAUGGCAGGAAAAUUAAUAGAAUACCCCUUCGACACCGUAAAAGUCCGCCUCCAAUCCCAACCUGAACACCUUCCCCUCCGCUACACAGGACCCUUGGACUGUUUCCGCCAAUCCUUCCGAACCGAUGGCUUCAAGGGUCUAUACCGAGGCAUAUCCGCCCCCAUGACCGGCGCCGCCGUCGAAACAAGUUGUCUAUUCUUCAGUUACCGCAUCAUCCAAGAUGCGCUUCGGGCAACCGUGUUCCCGGGAAUCGAUCACCUUCCCUUCGCCGCAUUACUGUUCAGCGGUGCAGCGUCGGGUUCGGUUACAUCUCUCGCCCUCACACCCAUCGAGUUAAUUAAAUGCCGCAUGCAAGUCCCCUCCGAAACAUUCGGCGCGCAGCCCCGUCCACUCGCCCUAGUCGCAGACAUCUUUCGUCGCGAGGGAUUAAUCGGUUUCUGGCGUGGUCAGUUGGGUACACUUAUUCGGGAAACGGGUGGUUCUGCAGCUUGGUUUGGCGGGUAUGAGGGUGUGAGUAUGUUAUUUCGCAAAUAUAAUUUGAAAAACGCCGCCGCCAGCACCACCACCACCACCGCCACCGGGAACGACGGCGCCCUCUUCGUCCACCAACAAUUAAUAGCCGGAGCAACAGCGGGAAUUAGCUACAACUUCCUCUUCUACCCAGCCGAUACGAUCAAGUCCCGCUUACAAACGGAGGAUAUUUCACUCCGCCAACCCGGUGCCCAGAGACAGACGUUUUGGAGUGUUGGUCGGGCUCUUUGGAGACAGCAGGGUCUUAAGGGGAUGUAUCGUGGUUGUGGAAUUACUUGUGCGCGAUCAGCGCCGAGCUCGGCUUUUAUUUUUUCCGUUUAUGAGGGGUUGAGAUCAUUUUUUGGAUAA
Molecule: messenger RNA, 993 nt
Organism: Penicillium waksmanii
Lineage: Eukaryota; Fungi; Ascomycota; Eurotiomycetes; Eurotiales; Aspergillaceae
Gene: amcA
Product: putative mitochondrial ornithine carrier protein AmcA/Ort1
Exons: 2
Coding region: 1-993 (330 amino acids)
Biological process (GO): mitochondrial L-ornithine transmembrane transport
Molecular function (GO): L-ornithine transmembrane transporter activity
Source: RefSeq, a predicted model, not a curated record